UCUAACAAUACCCCCAGUCGGCCAUAAUACUCCACUUCUAUUCACAGCACACAAAGCCCCUUUUGUAGCUCAAUUUCCAUAAUUCCCUAAAAUUUAAACACUCUCAACACAUUCACACGUGUAGUGUCGCGACCCGCGCCUUUCCGGAAUAAAUUCGCUGGCAGUCUGGCGGCGGCGCCUUAAAGCCCUAUCACCGCCAAUUACCGCCUCAAUCUUCAAUCAUCGUCUCUAAAUAUGCAAAGCAUCGUUAUCAGAGAUUUGUGGGCAUGCGAACUCGUCGCCUUCAAGAAAAAGCAAACAGGUGGUGGGCGAAUUCCUUCGUUUUGUUGGUUGCAAUUCACGUGGGAUUCGGGAUACCACUCAUAUCUCAGCACGAGCAACAUUUGCACCAGUCGUUCGUCGCACACAUGAUCGGACAAUUCGCGAUUAGACGCCGCUUUUGUGAGUUUUACGCUUUGUUUUUCCGGGCAUCGGACGAGAGACGCGGAAAAGGCUCCGGGAGCUUUUUGCCCGGAUCCGGGGAGUGCGGGAUAGGUGGUCUUCGGGUUUGAGUCAUUGGCUGCUUAACUACCUCGCAAGUUUCAGGGACAUCGAGGUUCUGAUUUACACACUUUGCGAUUUUAAUUUAAUUGCAACGAGUGCAAGUGACAAUGCAAUAGCCCCGAAAUGGCAACGAUCUGUUUCCGACCUCCACCUUUGCCCCCGAACAAGAAAUCGCAAUUGAACAUCAAUCGUUAUCGGAAGCAAAGUUUGCUCUCGUCGACGUAUCUGAGUUUCCGCGAUCCGGCCGAAGACGAGGUCAUACAAGACGAAAUCGAACUGACGAACUUUAAGUGUAAAAAAAAGUGCAAAAAAGUGGCGCACACGAACUCGCUGAGUCGGGCCAAGGAUGCAAAAUGUGCCAUGGUGCGGAGCCACUCCGACGGGAACCUCAACAAGGAGAUAGCGCCCAUGACCAUCAAUAGGUACAUCAAGGUGUUGAGCGGCAGCUGGAAGAAUUUGCUCAACUUAGGCGGCAUGUCCCGGCCCCCGAAGCCGGCCGCCACCGCCAAGAAGGUGGCUCCACCGGCGGUGCCCCACGAGUUCCGGCACUCGGGCAGCUCCUUCGGGUCCGCAGGAUAUGCCUCUUCGGAGGACGCGGGCUUCCUGGCGCCGAAUGAUCCUCCCGGAGUCCCACGAGACGAUCAUUCGGAUUAUGGCAGCACUGUCAGCAGCAGCACGGGCAAGUCCCCCGGACCCAUUUUUCCGGCGCCCUCCUUCACGUUUCCGGGGCAGCCGCCCCCCGGCGGCGUCCUCACGCACAAGGCGGCCGUCUACUACCACCACCAACUCAGCCUACAGGAGGAUCAGGGUAUCGACAUGACACAGUCUCCGGGCAGGGACAGUCCGGGGUCGUCGAGCGGAAGUGCAGGAAGUGGCUCUCGCCACAGCACGGCGUCUUUAGACAGUGGCAGGGCGUCGUACCAUCCCUUGAGCACGGCAGGGAGGAGUACCAUCGGGUCCUCGAAUAGUCCACGAUGUUCCUUAAGUUCUUGCUCGAUAGGAUCGGAGCAAGGCCGAAUUGAGCGAAUGAUCCAUCAAGGAGUUCCUGACCAAGAAAUUAUUCAUGCGUGGCUGGUUGAUCUUCAGUACGAUGAAUAUUUCCCGUUGUUUGUAAGUGCCGGCUACGAUUUGCCGACAAUAGGUCGCAUGACGCCGGAAGAUUUGACAGCCAUAGGAAUUAAGAAACCGAAUCAUCGGAAACGUCUCAAAGCUGAAAUUGCACAACUUAAUCUCCCCGACAAUUUGCCAGAAUUCAUUCCGGGUUCGCUGGAAGAGUGGUUGCAGCUGCUGCGCUUGGAGGAGUACCUCCCUGCGUUUCUGGACCAGGGCUAUCAGACCGUCGACGACGUGACGCAGCUGACAUGGGAGGACUUGGAAGAGUUCGGGAUAGUUAAGUUAGGCCAUCAGAAGAAAAUCAUGUUAGCUAUAAAAAGAGUGAAAGAUAUUAGGGCAGGGAAGAGAAUAAAUACAGAUUCAAAUAGAAUUUACGCGACACAGGACGUGAUGGUGCACGCACCCUUGGGCCCGCCGUCGCCUGGCGUCCCCGCAGUCCACAGCACUUUCCGUUCUUUCCAUCAGCCCUGGGAGAUCGACCAGAGUCGUCAGCUGGCCGCCGGCACACACUACGUGCAACCAAUUUAUUGCACUGACAUAGUUCCCAUCAAGAUACGGACAGGCCGCGGCAAGUCCCUGGAGUCCCUCGAGGACCCCAACGAGCGCACCCACCACACCUUCUCCGCCGAAAACACCCAGACCUUCUACUACCAGCAACCCAUCGGCUGGCGGACGCGGUCCUACGACGACGGCGACAUCACCCCCACCAACGAGACGGGGCUGCUGUACGAGGGCGGCGGCACGCUGCCGCGCCCCCGCGGGGUCAUCCGCCCGCGCCCCAUCGCCAAGAUCGCGGCCAAGGCGCGCGAGAGCUUCCCCGACUUCGAGAAGCCCCAGUUCAACCCCGAGAAGUACUCCAACCCGCAGUACAAGACGCUGCCCCGGGAGCUGAUCGACACCACCAAGUACCACAUACAGUACAGCCCCAUGAUGGGCAAGAAGGUGCCCCCCAACCCCCCGAAGCGGCAGGACAGCGAGGGGGCCGAGACCACCACCACGGUGGAGAUACACCACGUGCAGACCUCCAGUCCGCUGCCGCUGCCGGCGUACCCCAGCUCGGACAGCCUGAGUAUAUCGCUGGACAACCAGGGGGACCUGCCGCUGCCGCCGCCCCCGGCGCCGGGCACGCCGCCAGGGAAUGUGCAAUCCAAGAUGAAUUCGUCGCAGUCGUGGGGCGCUGAAGAACAGGAACUUAUCAAAACUUUGGCGCUGCAGCACAGAAACGGGUCCGAUGCAAGUUUUAAAUCGAGUUCAAGCACAGAGUCAGAUUCGCUGCCAUUUGCCAAUGAGAACGCCGGUACGAUUCGAACUCGCGCAGGCGGCAACAGCAGACCGGCGGACUACUCCCCCGCCAAGCCCCGCGCCGGUCUCCCGCCCCAUCCGUCCCCGACGCCCAACCGACAACCAAGUGCCAGAAAUCAGAGAUCCGAACCUGCCGAUGUUCUUAACGAUAUAGGAAACAUGCUCGCCAACUUGACCGACGAACUAGACGCGAUGUUGGAAGAAGAGAAAAGGCAACAGUAACUCGAAGCAUAAGACUGAGCCUAUUUUAUCCUAAUUUUAGUUAUCGGAAGCUUUAACUAUAAAUAUGACCUCCAUUCGGGUUGUGUUUGUCGUUGACGAGUUUAUUUCAUAGAACUGACUAUUGGGUAGAUUUUCGUUACUAGUUUCCUAAGUUAUUGUGUAAAUAGAAUGCUUUAUUUUCGAUUACAAACAAGGUUUGUAAAUAUUUUUAGAUAGAGUUUUUAUAUUGUAAAGAUUGUAAAAUUUAUCAGUUCUUUUCUAUGGUGUCAUUAUAGCUUUCAGCAGGUACUGUUCGCCUAAUUUCUUCGGAACGGAGUGGAAUGCGUGUUCUGGGUGAUUCCGUUUUAACUUAACCUUCUGAUUGAGGCAAUACUUUCAAAGCAAUUCGGCAUCUUCCGUUCGAGAGAAUAUUAUUAAUCAAAAACUACUUCAGUUGGUGAGUGUAAAUAGAUAGAUCUUGUACUGAAGACAGCAAAUAGGAAAGCAAGUAAUAACUAUCAAAUUAGAGAAUAAUUUUGUACAAAGCCAUCAUUUAGUAUACGGAAAUAGCGAGUUAGUCUAAAUCAGUUUUGGUGUUUUAAUACCUUUACACCAAUUUGCAAUGUUAGUCUCAUUUGUUUCUAACAAAUGGUUGAAAAAGACUGGUAGUUCGAUUACAAAAUUCUCAAUUUCCUGUCAUGUAUCUCGUGCCAUAUCCAAUAUUAGCACACUUGAUUGUAAUUAAAUUUAGUUGCGACGUGAAAACUGAUAUUUUAACUGUACAUGACACGUAAUUGAUCGAAAAUCUUCUGUGUUCAAUAUAAUUUACGAUUUAUAUGUUUGUAAAAAAUGUUAUUUAAUGUGCUACUUAAAAUAGCUAUCAUUUCGGAUUCUCAUAAUAAUUAUUAUUUGUUAUUUGAUUUCCAUUACAUUGCAUUAUUAAUUAA
Molecule: messenger RNA, 4106 nt
Organism: Tribolium castaneum (red flour beetle)
Lineage: Eukaryota; Metazoa; Arthropoda; Insecta; Coleoptera; Tenebrionidae
Gene: ckn
Product: caskin
Exons: 10
Coding region: 667-3180 (837 amino acids)
Biological process (GO): axonogenesis; cell surface receptor protein tyrosine phosphatase signaling pathway
Cellular component (GO): focal adhesion; axon
Molecular function (GO): protein phosphatase binding; signaling adaptor activity
Source: RefSeq, a predicted model, not a curated record